AUGCAUUAACAUAUCACAGCAUAAUCACUAAGGAAACAACUCGAAAAUAAAGAGUAAUUGAUGCAUACUCUCAAACAUCUGGAGAAUAGAGUGACCCACGAUAUGGUACCCGUCUUGAUUGAGAUUCUCAAAACUGUUGACUAAGCCAUCAGAUUGGUGGCUAAACUCAUUCAGCUCCAACCCAAGGAAUUCAAUUCGUAAACCUUACAAGUGGCAAUCCAAAGGUGUCUAACCUAACCAAUCAAUAUUACUUUGUUAAAAGCCAUCGGAGCAUUGCUUUAAGAAUUCAAAAUCGAUACACCAGAUCAAUUCAUCAGAUUAGUCUUCCGAUGUUGCUUUACAGGCAUUCCUCAGUUUGGCAAUCUUCAACCCGAACAUGUCGUAACUGACCUCUCUAGUGAUUCGGAAGGGUAGAGUGAUGCAGCCCAAAAGGCUAAUUCGAAAAUAAGAUCAACCAGCAUACUUGUGUUAAAGACUCUAAUCAAGGAAUUCCCACUGUAUUUUUAAAGCAAUUGGUAACUAUUCUUGUAGAAAUUGUUACAACUACUGCAACAUGAACCUAGAAAGAAUACAAAGAUUAAUUUGGUUCAUUUAAUAAUAGUACUGUUGGAUACCUUGAAUGUCUCUAAGUGGAUUCAAGGAAUUGAGAUAGUUAAACAUCAACAUGGAUUUUAGCCCAAGGCAUAUGUGUUAUUCUAGGGUGUAAAAUAGAUUCAUGAAACAGCACUUGCUUUACUUUCUGGAUGGAAAUAGAAUGAUAGUCAAUUCAAUAUUCAAUUAUGCAAAUUAGAGGUUUAUCUGAUGCAGGAAUGCAGAAUCCUUACUAAAUUGUAGGAUUAGGAGGGUGGGAUUCCCCUAUAUUAGAUUUCAUUGUAGUUGAUCAAUGACGCAACUGUGAAAACAUCUGCAAUGUAGAUUUUGAAUGUUUUGGUUUAUGAGGGCAUAAAGACAAUAGAUGUAAAGUAUUUGAUUAAGCAAUGUCUGUAAGGAAUUAAGGAGAGGAAUGAAAAUAACAAUAAUAAUAAUGAGUUAUUCAUUUAAGAAUGCUAUUAGUUAUUGCAAAAGUGUUAGUCGCAUUUCCAUAAGGAAUUCUGUGAAUUAGUAAAUUGUUAAGAAUUGCAAAGAAUCAAACAGCCAAACAUUUAGUAUUACAGGAUCUUCGAGGAGAUUAGUUGUGUAGCUGAACAAGGAUAUCAAGAGAUCUUAAUUGAUGUGGCUUUGGAAUGUUUAUAGUCAAAUGCGGUUGAAUUGGUUCCUGCAGGAUUCAACAUCAUAGGUAAUCUUCAGGAUUAGUUUUGGCAGAAGCAGAGUUAAGAAGUGAUUGAGAAGCUGAUCAAACAAAUUAGUUACAUUCAUGGAUAACUGUUCAGUGAUACUCCAUUUAACAUGUCGAGUUUAAAAAUCACAUUUUAUAAGGCAAUAGGGACUUUAUGCAGUUCAAAUAGUGUUUUGCAGAAUCCAAUGGCAGUUCAAGAGUUAUCUUAGAUGUUUAACAAAUUGCAGGGGAAUAAUGUCCAUGUUUUGGAGAAAAGUAGUUGGGCAGCAGCUAAUUUGAGCAGUUUGGUGAAUUUGAAUCAAGAGUUUUAUCAGUUGUUUUUGAAUUUCGCAAUGAAUACUAAGGAGAAGAUUUCAACAAAUGGUUUACGUGGAUUGGGAUAUUAUUUGAUGAAAUGUCAGUAGGCAACAAUAAAUUAAGAUUUGAUAAAUUGUUAUGCAAAUGCUUUGGCAUCUAAGAAUCCUAAGAUUAGUUGGAAUGCUUCUACAAGUUUGCAUAAUGCAGUGUAGGGGAAUUGCUAAGAGUUAUUGGAGAAUGCAAAGAUUAGAUAGAGUAUUUUGGAUGUGUUGACUAAAGGAGAUAAUUUAAAGGCUUAAAUGCAUUGUGUGGAGUUGGUGAGAUAUCUGAAGAAUGAACAUGCAAAGGAUUACUUGAGAUCCUUAAUUUGGAUACUGGUGAAAUUCAAGAAUCACGACAAUUUCAUAGAGAAGAAGUAUUAGACAAGGAUGAGAGAGAGUGUUCUAUUUGUUUUGGAGGGGUUUUUCAAGAGAUUGAGUUUGGAGGAAUUGAUACAUGCAUUGGAUGACACUUUGCAUGAGGAGAAUGUGUUGGAGAGAGUGGCAACAGAAAUCUAUGCGGCAGUGUUGGAUAGGAAACCCAAGGAUUCCCAAAUAAUAAUAGCGAAUAGUGAUUUGAGUAAGUAGGAAGUGCUGCAAUUAUAAUAAAAUUUUAAAGAUGAUGAAAAGACGUUCAAGUAGUAAUUGGAACAUUCAUAUAUCAUUAAUCAAUAUUUGAGUGUUCCAAAGGAUGAGGAAUUCUAGGGAUUCUUUUAGCAAAUGUCAUUUAUUGCAACUACUUUGUAUAAUGUGAUAGAUGAAUCUCCUUCUGACAAAUUAAUCAGUUUUUCUGCAUUAGAAGCCUUGCAAGAAUUGAGUACAGACUCCAGUUUAAUUAAAAUAUAUUCAAUCGAUUGA
Molecule: messenger RNA, 2469 nt
Organism: Paramecium tetraurelia
Lineage: Eukaryota; Ciliophora; Oligohymenophorea; Peniculida; Parameciidae
Exons: 2
Source: RefSeq, a predicted model, not a curated record